AUGAUAGAGGGGGGCAGAGCGAGCUUCAAACAGGAAGCUCAUCCCGCAAAGCACACGCUGAUCUAUGAGAGCUUUACCAGGUAUCUGGUAGAGCAUAAAGACUAUGACAAGGACCUUCUUAUAUUGACCCCUGCUUCCUGGGAUUUCUGUUUCAAAGGCUUAGUGGUAGACCUUGAGGAUGGAAACUUGGUUAAGUUGGCUGAAGAUGGAACUGUUUUACGAGCAACCCAUGGGACCAAUAACCUCAGAACAGAAGAGAUCAUUAAACAUUAUGGUUCAAAAAGGGAAUGGAAGAACUUUAAUAGCCUUAAUACCUCAUUUACGAAAUCUACAAAGUACUAUUUUUAUGACAACUAUUUUGAUCUACCUGGAGCUCUUCUCUGUGGAAGGGUUGUGGAUAUGUUGCGUAAGCGUGGGAAUGAGGUGAAUUCAGACUUCUGGAAAGACAUUGUUGCUGCCAUCGACCACAAUUACAACACAUCUGCAUUUAAAGAGGAUGCAGGAUGGUACUUCCCCAGUGUAAAGAGGGACCCUGGCCGUUACCUGCAGCCCUGCUCAGAGUCCGUCAAGACCUGGCUGAGGAGCAUGAAGAGUGCUGGGAAGGUUCUCCUGCUGAUCACCAGCUCCCACAGUGACUAUUGCAGGCUCAUCUGUGACCACAUCCUGGGGAAGGACUGGGAGGAGCUGUUUGACAUCAUCAUCACCAAUGCCUUGAAGCCUGGGUUCUUCUCCUUGGUGCCCCAACAGAGGCCCUUCAGGACUCUAGUGAAUGAUGUGGAGGAGAGUGAAGGGCUGCCGUCCCUGGACAAGCCUGGCUGGUACUCUCAAGGAAACUGGCCCCACCUCCACCAGCUGCUCAAAACCAUGACUGGGAAACCUGAGCCCAAGGUGGUGUACUUUGGGGAUAGCAUGCGGUCGGACAUGUUCCCUGCUAGCACGUUCGGGAAGUGGGAGACGGUGAUGAUCGUGGAGGAAAUGGAGGGAGAGGGCGUCCCGAGGUGCGACGCAGCGAAGACCAACGAGGCCCAAGCGGAGCCUCAGGACAAGAAGGGAAAGUUUGAGGACCAGGGCAUGAAGGCGCCCUCUGCUCCAUCAGAACAGUGGGGAUCCUACUUUGUGGAUGCACACAAGAGUGGUGAAGGGGAUGAGGAGAGCCAGAAACUCACCUGGUGCUGCCAUAGCAUCCACAAAUACAGCACCAUGGCCAUCCCCAGUGUGGAGUCUAUUGCAGAUCUCCCUCUGGACUACAAGUUCCCUAGAUUCUGUCCCAACAAACCCUGCACCACCGGCUACUACCCCAGACCCCCAGAUUCCCUGCUGAAAAAGUUCCAGAGUCAGUCGUCUUAA
Molecule: messenger RNA, 1347 nt
Organism: Salvelinus namaycush (lake trout)
Lineage: Eukaryota; Metazoa; Chordata; Actinopteri; Salmoniformes; Salmonidae
Product: 5'-nucleotidase domain-containing protein 1-like
Exons: 12
Coding region: 1-1347 (448 amino acids)
Molecular function (GO): 5'-nucleotidase activity
Source: RefSeq, a predicted model, not a curated record